Suillus paluster is the source of this 858-nucleotide messenger RNA. RefSeq lists its product as uncharacterized. The record is from RefSeq and is a predicted model, not a curated record. Bases 1 to 858 code for a protein of 285 amino acids. The transcript has 3 exons. Lineage: Eukaryota; Fungi; Basidiomycota; Agaricomycetes; Boletales; Suillaceae.
AUGGGUGGGAGAGAAGCAGCAGGCUGGAGGACUCAAUGCAGGACUUCAAAGCUCAUACGUAUUGCUAGGGAGAAGGCGACCUCUAUCAGCAACUUUCAAGAACUAUGCAAAGCGGACAACAUAUCAGGAGGAGUUCGUCAUCCUUUUUGGGAGGACUUCCCUCAUUGCGAUAUCCACAUGGGUAUCACCUCAGAUAUUCUUCAUCAGCUGUACCAGGGUGUUGUCAAGCACCUGGAACACUGGUGCACCAGUCUAAUGACGACCGCAGAGUUGGACCAUCGCAUAAGAUCACUUCCACCUUGUUUCGAGGUACGACACUUCAAGAAUGGCUGGUCUCAGCUAUCACAGGUCUCAGGAAAGGAGAGGAAAGAUAUGGCACGCAUCCUUCUUGGAUGUAUCAUGGGCAAGGCUCCAUCCCAGGUGAUAGUCUGCUAUAGAGCUCUACUCGACUUUAUCUAUGUGGCCCAGUAUCCCACACAUGACGACUCUACCCUCCAGUAUCUCACCAACGCCCUGGACAAAUUUCAUGCAAACAAGGACAUCCUGGUGGAUCUUGGAAUACGCAAUCACUUCAACAUACCAAAGUUUCACUCAAUGCUGCACUAUGAGGAGUGCAUACAUAAUUUCGGAACUACCAAUAAUUAUAAUACUGAAAUGUUUGAACAUUUUCAUAUAGACUACGCCAAGGAAGCAUGGAGAGCAUCCAACUUCCACAAUGAGCUCACUCAGAUGACUCAGUGGCUGAGUCGCCAGGAGAAAAUAGUCAUGUUCCAGAGCUACAUCUCUCACUAUCAAUCGGAGGAGGAGAGGGAAGAGGAGAGGCCCAUCAAGGCUGUUGCCACAUAUGGCAGCACAUAG